GUGUAAAAUAUAAUAAUAUAUAAAUCAAAUACACGUUGACUUUUGCACUGCAGAUGCAAUUGCGUGCUUGAUCAAGCCACGCACACGCAGACACACAAGCACCCGCGCGCAGUGUAGGCUACGUCAGACAGGGAUUAAGGGAUGUGGGUUAGCCCUGAAUUAUCCACGGCUGCGUGCGGUGCAAGCGUCGAGCACACAUCUCUGGACUCUGCUCGGGGAAAUAUUUCACGGUGGAUCCUGUCCGGAUUCGCGUCGCUUUUUUGCACAGGCAUGAGAGGAAAGCAUCGUGACGCUUCCGUGGAGGCGACAGGGACGCGGUGCUGGGAUUUGGACUGAAAGGAGUAGAGAGUGUCAAAUAGAAGCGGCACAUUCGAGCUUUUUCCCCCCCAUCCGUCGAGCCCGGAGGAUGGUCCCGGGGGCUCCGAUCCCCGGCACCGCCAUGCUCCCCGCCUCGGAGGCAGCCAAGAUUUACCAGACCAACUACGUGCGUAACUCCCGCGCCAUCGGCGUCCUGUGGGCCAUCUUCACCAUCCUCUUCGCCAUCGUCAACGUGGUGUGCUUCAUCCAGCCCUACUGGAUCGGGGACGGCGCAGACACCCCGCAGGCGGGCUACUUCGGCCUCUUCCACUACUGCAUCGGCAGCGGCCUGUCCCGGGACCUGACGUGCCGGGGCAGCUUCACAGAGUUCGCCAGCAUCCCUUCCGGUGCGUUCAAGGCCGCCUCCUUCUUCAUCGGCAUGUCCAUGGCGCUGGUGCUCGGCUGCAUCGGAUGCUUCGUCCUCUUCUUCUUCUGCGGCACCGGCACCGUCUACAAGAUCUGCGGGUGGAUGCAGCUGGCUGCAGGCACGUGCCUGGUCCUGGGCUGCAUGAUCUACCCGGACGGCUGGGACAGCGACGAGGUGAAGCGGAUGUGCGGCGAGCAGACGGACAAAUACACGCUGGGCGCCUGCUCGGUGCGCUGGGCCUACAUCCUGGCCAUCAUGGGCAUCAUGGACGCCCUCAUCCUCUCCUUCCUGGCCUUCGUGCUGGGGAACCGCCAGGACAACCUCAUGUCCGAGGAGCUGCUGGGAGACAAGAGUGGUAGCAAUGCCAUUUAACUGCAGGAAAUCAGCAGUAUCGCACAUGCAAAAGGUUUUACUUCCUGUAUCACGUGAUCACCGGAGGAUGCUGCCGUCUUUUUCCGACGUCAAAGCUGCUGAUGCCAGUCCACUGGGAAUAUUCCAAGUGUAAAAAUAGGUUGUGUCCUGAAUGAGACAUCUGUCCGUGUGGAUGGGACACAACAUCACCUAUAAACUGGUUUGGAAAAAAAAAGACUUUACUCUGGGACACAAAUUGGACAAAGAAAAUAUUUUCACUUUCAUUUUGUAAAAAGGGCCAAACUGAGUGGAGAGUAGGUUUUGUUAUACUUCGAUGUUUGGUGUUUUAUUGUAGAGGUGAAAAUGUUCUUGCACUAGAAUUUGCUCUCUAAGAAUAGUAUGUGCCAUACAGUUUAGAUUAUUGUGGAGUACUAAAGCAAUGCAUUAUGGGAAGGACAGCAGCCAAAGUGCUGCAUGCUACCUCUACAGUUCACUCGUGUUUUGUUUUUGCCCAAUAAAUUCAUCACUGAAGUUAGCUGACGUUUUAUGUAGGCGGGAAUGUCGCCCUCUUGUGGCCACAGGCAAACAUGAAAGUUAAAUGGCCAAAUUAGCUUCUCGUUAAAACAACUUUGGACGGGUUAAACCAGGGGUGGGCAAACUUUUGGACUCGUGGGCCGCAUUGAGUUAACAAAACUGUGCGGGGGGCCAGAAUAUCUUUUUUUUAUAACACACACAUUAUUUUACGCUUAUAAUUCUAACAGUCCACCUUGAAUUAUUUGUCUAAUUUUUUAUUAAUAUAUUAAAAAUAUUAAAUAUAUUAAUAUUAAAAACUAAUUAAUAUAUUUUUUUAUUAUAUUAUAAUUAUAUUAUCAAUUAUAUUGUAUAUAUUAUAUCUAUUAUAUUUUAUAUAUUAUAUAUUUUUUAUUUAAUUAAUUUACUUAUUUGUAUAAUUUUAUCUGAAAAAGUGUCAGACUAUUAGAUAUAUGUUUUAAAUAUGUAUAAACAUCAGACCACAUCAAACUAGAAACUUGAAUUUUACAUUAAAAAAAACAUGUUUUUAAAUUAUUUUAAUUUUUAUUAUUAUUUAUUUUUUUACUGAAUAAGGCAUAUGACUUGCAAGUCAUGUUGCCAGCAUGUAUGUUAAAAGGUAGAAAGCAACUGGCGGGCCGGAUUCAAACGCUUUAAAGAUCUGACCACAUCAAACUACAAACUUGAAUUUUACAUUUUUUUUAAAUUUUUUUUUAUUAUUUUUAUUUAUUUUUUACUGAAUAAGACAUCCGACUUGCAAGUCAUGUUGCCAGCAUGUAUGUUAAGUUAGAAAGCAACUGGCGGGCCGGAUUCAAACGCUUAGUGGGCCGCAUGUGGCCCCCGGGCCGUAGUUUGCCCACCCCUGGGUUAAACAGUUCUAACAUAAGGGAGGAUCCUUCAGGUUGGGAGGGGUCCACUCUACCAACUGUAACAUACCGCACAACUCAGUAAACCCACUUCAUUUUUUUGUGAAUGAAUAUGAUAUUGCAUAAAGAAAUAACUAAUCAUUUGAUUGGGUCAAAUUAUUAACCUUUAACUACCUUGAGUUGAGUUAUGAUCAUAUUUUUAAUCGCCCCAUAAAUGAAAUAUGUAAAUCAAUCCCCAGACUACAAAUGACAUUAUAUGUAUGGAGGCAGUAAUGUCGCCCUCUUGUGGCCAAAAAGGAAAAUGCAGGUUAAAAAGCCUGAAUGCAAAGCUAAAUAUAUCUCUUUAAUAAAACACUAUUUGAACCAAUGUUUGUCCGCUUCCGGUCAAUGCUUGCAUGCUUGGGGCUUGAUUGACAUUAACAAAUGUUGACCUUGACUUACCUUGAGCUAUGAUGACGUUUCUAGCAGCCCUAAAUGAAAAGUUCUGUACAUCCAUUGCAGACUACAGCUGUCAUGAGGUGGAGGCAGUGAUGUCGCCCUCUUGUGGCCAACAGACGAAAUGCAGGUUAAGAGCCUAAAAAAGCAAAGCUAAAUAAACAUCUAUUUUAAAACAACUUUCGACUAUUUUAACACUUGUUUCUUUUUGUCCCCGUCAACCGAGUGCAUGCAUAAAUGUGUGAACUUCACCUAAAAGCUCAACUACUAGGAAUGCUACAUUUUCCCUAUAAAACACUAAAAUCACAUUCAAAUAAUUUGCUAUUAUUGAAUUAAAAACAACAAAAACAGAAACAUUUUUCUGAUUGGUCCAAAAUGUUCACCUCGACUCACCUUAGCGGCGCAAUGAUGACGGUUCAAACACCCCACAGUGGAAAAAAAAGUCAUGAAAAAAAGUGAAAGCCGAGCAAGUCGUCAGCACAAGUCGUAUAAAACUGUCAUUACAGUGAUUUAUUAUAAUGAACCAUGAAAAUAGCCAACCAGUGCAGUGUCUGUGAGCUCCUCCCCUCGCCACAAACACACUCACACACACAAAUAAUAAUAAUAAUAAUAAUAAUUAAAAAAAAUAAAAUAAAA
This is a messenger RNA of Doryrhamphus excisus (bluestripe pipefish), 3540 nucleotides long. It is a transcript of the gene lhfpl3, whose product is annotated as LHFPL tetraspan subfamily member 3. The record is from RefSeq and is a predicted model, not a curated record. Gene Ontology annotation, biological process: sensory perception of sound. Gene Ontology annotation, cellular component: plasma membrane. Lineage: Eukaryota; Metazoa; Chordata; Actinopteri; Syngnathiformes; Syngnathidae.